ACUCAGUCUCAUGGCAUGAGUCAUUCUGUGCAGCGUUUCACUGUUCAUCAUGGGCCUGUGACAGGCAGCCCUCACGGUGAUCUCUCAAGUGUCAUGCAUGCGCUGAGAGUUUCCCGCAGUUGGAGUUUCGCGCCAGUAAAGGUGGUCUCGCGGUCCAGGGGUAGUUUAGACUGAUUUCAUCUCAGGACUGGAAGACGUUAGCAGAAGCUCCACGGACUUCCAGCAUGGACACGGAAAAGGCCAGACAUCACCACUGUGACCAGUGUGGGAAGAGCUUCAGUCAUUCAGGAGACUUAGAGAGACACCAGCGUGUUCACUCAGGAGGGAAGCCGUACCACUGUGACCAGUGUGGGAAGAGCUUCAGUCAUUCAGGAAGCUUAGAGAGACACCAGCGUGUUCACUCAGGAGAGAAGCCGUACCACUGUGACCAGUGUGGUAAGAGCUUCAGUCAGUCAGGAAGCUUAGAGAGACACCAGCGUGUUCACUCAGGAGAGAAGCUGUACCACUGUGACCAGUGUGGGAAGAGCUUCAGUCGUUCAGGACACUUAAAGACACACCAGCGUGUUCACUCAGGAGAGAAGCCGUACCACUGUGACCAGUGUGGGAAGAGCUUCAGUCAGUCAGGACACUUGAAGAGACACCAGCGUGUUCACUCAGGAGAGAAGCCGUACUACUGUGACCAGUGUGGUAAGAGCUUCAGUAAGUCAGGAAGCUUAGAGAGACACCAGCGUGUUCACUCAGGAGAGAAGCCGUACCACUGUGACCAGUGUGGGAAGAGCUUCAGUCAUUCAGGACACUUAAAGACACACCAGCGUGUUCACUCAGGAGAGAAGCCGUACCACUGUGACCAGUGUGGAAAGAGCUUCAGUCGUUCAGGAAGCUUAGAGACACACCAGCGUGUUCACUCAGGAGAGAAGCCGUACCACUGUGACCAGUGUGGGAAGAGCUUCAGUCAGUCAGGACACUUAAAGACACACCAGCGUGUUCACUCAGGAGAGAAGCCGUACCACUGUGACCAGUGUGGGAAGAGCUUCAGUCAUUCAGGACACUUAAAGACACACCAGCGUGUUCACUCAGGAGAGAAGCCUUACCACUGUGACCAGUGUGACAAGAGUUUCAGUCGUUCAGGACACUUAAAGACACACCAGCGUGUUCACUCAGGAGAGAAGCCGUACCACUGUGACCAGUGAGGGAAGAGCUUCAGUCAGUCAGGACAUUUAAAGACACAGCCUAUGUACAAUUAUUUAAUUGUUUAUUAUAGAAUUGUUCUGUAUUGUUCUGUAUGACUUUAUAUAUUUUUCACUUUUAAACAUAAAUAACAUGCUAUGUGAUGUAGACAAUAAUAAAACAUAUUUAAUGCUAUUGUCUUAGAUGUUUAUGUUUGAUCUAUACUGUGAGCAUAAUGUUGUUAUCGUACCUCGAGCCUCAUUUUCCAUAUUCACGUGCGUGUUUAUGUGACUGUGUUACAUCAGGAUGGGAGAAAUGAAGAUCAUAGAAGCACCAUAAAAAUAUUCAUGCUUCAAUUAAAAACUGUUCAUUACAUUAUGAGAACAAUCCCAC
Molecule: messenger RNA, 1560 nt
Organism: Osmerus eperlanus (European smelt)
Lineage: Eukaryota; Metazoa; Chordata; Actinopteri; Osmeriformes; Osmeridae
Product: zinc finger protein 436-like
Exons: 2
Coding region: 225-1190 (321 amino acids)
Biological process (GO): regulation of transcription by RNA polymerase II
Molecular function (GO): DNA-binding transcription factor activity, RNA polymerase II-specific; RNA polymerase II cis-regulatory region sequence-specific DNA binding
Source: RefSeq, a predicted model, not a curated record